This is a messenger RNA of Dermacentor silvarum, 617 nucleotides long. Its product is annotated as zinc finger protein 436. Gene Ontology annotation, molecular function: RNA polymerase II cis-regulatory region sequence-specific DNA binding; DNA-binding transcription factor activity. The transcript is spliced from 3 exons. NCBI's taxonomy places the organism in Eukaryota, Metazoa, Arthropoda, Arachnida, Ixodida, Ixodidae. The record is from RefSeq and is a predicted model, not a curated record. Gene Ontology annotation, biological process: regulation of transcription by RNA polymerase II. The annotation marks the transcript as partial.
UUUGCAUUCCCACAUGUAGAUAGCCCACCGGCUUCAACGCAGAGGCCUCAGCUGUCCCUGGAAGGCGGUCCGGGAUCGUCAGCGAGGCCCUUGCGGCACCAGUGUCGCUUCUGCCCUUACGCAUCGAAGUGGCGAAGCAGCCUGGUGCUGCAUGAGCGAGUGCACACGGGCGAGCGGCCAUUUCGGUGCCACCUCUGCAGCCGCGCGUUCGCGAGCCGCGGAGACAUGGUGCGCCACCUGCGUACGCACACUGGUGAGCGACCCUUUCGGUGCCCGCUCUGCCCGGCCACUUUCACCCAGAGCAACGUCCUGGUGCAGCACGAGCGGGUGCACACGGGCGAGAGGCCGUUUCGGUGCCACCUAUGCAACCGUGGGUUUGUGCAUCGCUCGCAUGUGGUGCGCCACAUCCGCACACACACUGGCGAGCGACCCUUCCAGUGCCCGCUCUGCCCGGCCACCUUCGCACAGCGCAGCAAUGUCAAGGUGCACCUGCGCUCGCACUCUCCACAGGAGGUAGCAUCAAUCACUUCGCACAGCUGGCUGAAACCAGCAGUGUGAUGCAGCAGGCACUCACACAUGUUUCUGCAUCUAAAUAAACAAAAAUAUUCCACCUUUGA